CUCUCUCUCUCUCUCUCUCUCCCACUCAUUCAGUCACUCACUCAGUCCUCCUCACUCCUCAGUUACAGACCAAGAUUAGUGACCACACCACACAAAAGAUCACACUGCACUGCGAACUUUACUUUUGAAAAGUUCCUCGUUCCUCAACAACACUACCAUCCAAAAGCUCCAAGAUACUUCCCUUCCGUCCUCCUCCUCCUCCUCCUGCAUGGCGAUCAACACCGCCACCAAAGCCAAAUCCCACAAUGCCGCCGCCGGCGGCGGUGGCGGUGGCGGUACUGCCGUCAGUGACGGAGACAGCAACUCCUCCCCCAGUCCUCCUCCCUCUCCUCCGCCGCCUCCCCCUCCCCGUCACUUCGGCCGCCGCAGGAGCCGCUCCUCCAAGUUCCGGAAAGACAGCUUCCCCGCCGCCGCCGGCGUCUUCCUCCGCUGGAAUUUCCGGUACCUGCUCUUCCUCCCGCUUCUCUACAUUUCAGGUCUGAUCAUGUGUGUGGGGCCCUUCUCCACCGCUCUCCUUGCUCUCGGCCGGGGCAGCGCCCCCGGCGCCGUGUACCGGAGCCAUGAGCUGUUCGAACGCCUCUGGCCGGAUAUCACUGCCGACAAUUCCACCGCAAUUCAGUUGGCUUCUGUAUGGCAGUACAAAAGGAGGUUCAAGGUGCAGAGACCUUGUCCAAAUUCUAGUAUCCCGGCGACGAAGCGUCGUUAUGCUUGGACUGGAGAGUCAUCAGGCGCAUCAGGAUACUUGAUUGUUAAUGCAAAUGGCGGCCUUAAUCAGCAGCGCUCUGCGAUCUGCAAUGCAGUUGCUGUAGCUGGACUUCUAAAUGCAGCAUUGGUCAUUCCACAGUUCGAUUUCAAUCGUGUCUGGAAGGAUCGAAGUGAGUUUGGGGACAUAUAUGACCUGGAUCACUUCAUAUCCGUACUUGAGAAACAUGUGAAAGUGGUGAAAGCAUUACCCGAUGAAGUGAUGAGGAAAUAUGACUAUAACAUGACUAGUAUUCAUACAAUUCGAGUUCCUCCUUGGGCUCCUGCUAAAUAUUACACAGGACAAAUCUAUCCCGUCCUAAGAGAGCAUGGGGUUGUUCGUUUUGCACCAUUUGCCAAUCGAUUGGCUAUGAGUGUCCCGGCACAUAUUCAGUUGCUUAGAUGCAUAACAAAUUACAAAGCAUUGAGAUUUGCUUUGCCCGUGUCAACGCUGGCAGAGAAGCUGGUAAACCGAAUGGUUGAGAAGAGCACAAAAAAUGGAGGAAAAUAUGUUUCCAUCCACCUCCGCUUUGAGGAGGACAUGGUAGCAUUUUCAUGCUGCAUUUACGAUGGUGGAGCUGCUGAAAGGUACGAAUUGGCUUCAUUUCGAGAGGCAGAGUGGAAAGAGAAGUUUAAAAGAAAAGAUCGCGAGGUUAAUCCUGGCCUUAAUCGCAUUGAUGGAAAAUGCCCUCUGACCCCAUUAGAGGUAGGAUUGUUGCUGCGCGGUAUGGGAUUUGAUAACACAACUUCGAUAUACAUAGCAUCGGGCAAGAUUUACCAAGCCGACAGACAUUUGAAACCUUUGUUGAGAAUGUUUCCCCUUCUUUAUUUCAAGGAAACUCUUGCGACAGCAGAGGAACUUGCACCAUUCAAGGGCUAUUCGUCAAGAUUGGCAGCUUUGGACUACACUGUGUGCCUGUACAGUGAGGUUUUCGUUACAACUCAGGGUGGAAACUUCCCUCAUUUUUUGAUGGGCCAUAGAAGAUUUCUUUUUGAUGGACAUGCCAAGACUAUCAAUCCGGAUAAACGCAAACUCGCUGUUUUGCUUCAGGAGAAGACAAUCAGCUGGAAGGGGUUCAAGGAUGAGAUGCAAGUUGUGCUGGAAGAAAGCGAUCGCAAGGGAAUGAUGGUCCCUAGAGUGAAGAAGAUCAACAGAAAAACUUCCAUCUACAAGUACCCAUUGCCAGAAUGCAGUUGCCUCCAGGCCCAGAAUUCGUCUCACAGGCUAUCAAACAACCAUCAAGGCUCCGAUUUACUAGCUUCCCAGCACAAGUCGACAAGAUGACAGGGAAGAAACCCUCUUCACCAGUCGACUCUCUUUGCAAUGUACAGCCACCUUUCUUAGUUGUGGACGGAGGAGGAUGAAGGGAUCCAAUUUUUUGGUAACAUAGGAUUUCAUGGAUGGAAGUCAAUAGGACUACUACUGGUUUGAAAGAGAGUGUUGUUUCCUAUCGAGAUCGGGCUUUGUUUGAUAUCCACAUUUGCAGUUUCCAACAGGCUUGAGUUUGUUCAUUGUUCUUAGUAUAAACACAUGGCGGGAUAUUGGUUAUAGUGAGUGUGAGUGAAUGGAGAGUAUACAAAUACAGAUGGUUGGCCGUAGAAGUAAGGGUCAGUGCACCUGAAAUUUUAUAAAGUUGUAUAAAAGGAAAAAACAUGAAGUAACUAAAUGGAAAAAAAAGGGCAGGUAA
Molecule: messenger RNA, 2429 nt
Organism: Linum tenue
Lineage: Eukaryota; Viridiplantae; Streptophyta; Magnoliopsida; Malpighiales; Linaceae
Source: the annotation of a GenBank genome assembly